Strongylus vulgaris is the source of this 279-nucleotide messenger RNA. The record is from the annotation of a GenBank genome assembly. NCBI's taxonomy places the organism in Eukaryota, Metazoa, Nematoda, Chromadorea, Rhabditida, Strongylidae.
AUGUCGUCAUUGUCGCUACGUCGCGCUGAUCAACGACCGUGUCUACAGCGAUUGGCUCCUGUUCUGGAGGAGUCGGGCAGCCAUGACGAUGACGAUUCUGAAGAUGAACGAAAUAGUGUCGAGGAGAAUGACUUGGAUUUUUGGCAGGUAGCGAAGUGUUAUAUCGCGGCGAUUGUCGUCAAGCUGUUUUAUGUUAUUUUGAUCGCGGGUUUACCGAUUGCACAGUUUUCCAAAUUUUUCAGUCUGUUUGAAGGUCCAAGAUUUUAUAGAUUUUGCUAG